AACCCGUAAUAUAUGCAUGUUUAUUGUCAAUUUAGUUGAUUGGUGGCGUGCGUAUGGUGGCCGAUCUAUUGACUUACAAAGAUUUGCUAAGCGUAUUGUUAGUCUUUGUGCUUCAUCAUCUGGUUGUGAGCGUAAUUGGAGCACUUUUGAAUUUAUUCAUACAAAGAAGAGAAAUCGGCUAGAGCAUAAAAGAUUGAAUGAUUUGGUUUAUGUUGCCUACAAUUGGAAAAUGACUAGUAGGUUCCAAAAACACCGUGAGGAAGCGGGUAAAAGCUAUGAUCCUUUGGUUAUGGAAGACUUUGAUUGGGAAAAUGAAUGGGUUGAUCCAACGGUCCAACCUCAAAGUUCUAGUGCUUUGGACAUCACAUGGGACCAAGUUGAUGAAGCAAUUGGUGCAUCACAUGAGCUUCGAGGUCGUAACCUUCCUAGGACCUACGCUCGUCGUGCAAGACAUAUAUCAAGAGUGGUUGAAGAAGCAAGAAUGGUUGAAGAUGAUGAGGAGGAGGGAGAGGAAGAAGACAUCAUUGUGGAUGAUGUUGAUGUUGAUGAUUUUGGUGACAAACCAAUGGAUGCUACUGAAGAUGAUGCGGAGAACAUGGAUGCUUCAAACGAUUUCGAUGAGUUUGCAUUGGAUGACUUUUGAGAGAUGAGAGAUUUGAAACUUUGAAUGAUGAUUGAUGAGAGAGUGCUAUGUCUUUUGUGCUACAUUUACAUUGCUAUUUAUCUUUUGUGCUAUGUCUUUUGUGCUA
This is a messenger RNA of Phragmites australis (common reed), 749 nucleotides long. RefSeq lists its product as uncharacterized. The record is from RefSeq and is a predicted model, not a curated record. The coding region runs from base 17 to 643 and encodes 208 amino acids. Lineage: Eukaryota; Viridiplantae; Streptophyta; Magnoliopsida; Poales; Poaceae. Gene Ontology annotation, molecular function: protein dimerization activity. The transcript has 2 exons.